Molecule: messenger RNA, 1785 nt
Organism: Rubroshorea leprosula
Lineage: Eukaryota; Viridiplantae; Streptophyta; Magnoliopsida; Malvales; Dipterocarpaceae
Source: the annotation of a GenBank genome assembly
ACUACUGAUUCCUAGUAUAAAAGCAGCCUACAUUGCAAAUUGUUCCCUCAAGUCUCUCUUCUCUUCCAACUUGUUCAGCGGUCAGUGGUCACAGAUACAACUCCACUCUUUCAUUGUUUCAACUUUCAACUUUCAACUUGUUGCCCAUAAUUUGCUUAAGUUUUUGUCAAAAUCCCAAAGUUAGAGCCUGGCUACAUCUAGUGUAUAGGCCUUACCUUACCCCAUCAUUUGCUCUAUGUAACUUCUAGUCGGACAUUUUAUCAUCAGAAAUAGAACAAAAGCAAUACUCCUACCAUGUCAUUCUGUCAGCUCCUUCUCUUUCUUUUCUCUAUCUCUUCCUUCUUCUUUGUUUCCAUUCAAAGCAGAGAGUUGCACAUUGUGUCUCAAAUUUCACUUCCUCCUAUGCCUGCGCCUGAAAUUGCAGCUGCUAGUCCAAGUUAUAAUGCAGAGUCCCCUAAAAUUCCUGCAGUCUUCAAUGUGCUAUCUUUUGGUGCUGUUGGGGAUGGCAUUGCAGAUGACACUCAGGCAUUCAAGUUGGCAUGGGACAUGGCUUGCCAGAAUGACUUAGCUGUUCUCCUUGUUCCCAGUGGGUAUUCCUUCAUGUUGCUGUCUACAAUCUUUACAGGACCCUGUAAAAAUAACCUUGUGUUACAGAUUGAUGGCACUAUAAUGCCACCUGACGGACCUGACUCUUGGCCAAGAAAUAGCAGCAAAAGGCAGUGGUUGGUCUUCUACAGAAUCAAUGGAAUGUCUAUGCAAGGAGGCGGCCUAAUUGAUGGUAGGGGAGAAAAAUGGUGGAAUCUUCCCUGCAAACCUCACAAAGGAAUUAGUGGAACAACACAGCCUGGACCUUGUGACAGCCCAGUUGCCAUAAGGUUUUUCGUGAGCUCCAACUUGACAGUAAAAGGACUUCAAAUAAGGAACAGCCCUCAGUUCCAUUUUAGGUUCGAUGCUUGCCACGAUGUUCAUGUAGAAUCUCUGAGUAUCAAAGCGCCUGCUCAAAGUCCCAACACAGAUGGGAUUCAUAUAGAAAACACAAACAAUGUUCAGAUAUAUAAUUCAGUCAUAUCAAACGGUGAUGACUGUGUAUCAAUUGGAGCUGGUUGCUUUAACGUUGACAUAAAGAAUGUGACUUGCGGUCCAAGUCAUGGUAUAAGUAUUGGCAGUCUCGGGUUUCACAACUCUCGGGCUUGUGUUUCAAACAUCAGUGUCUCCGAAUCAGUCAUCAAGCAGUCCGACAAUGGCCUCCGGAUAAAAACGUGGCAAGGAGGUUCUGGCUCUGUGUCAAAUGUUGCCUUCCAUAACAUUCACAUGGAUGCAGUUCGGAAUCCCAUCAUCAUAGACCAAUACUACUGUCUCACCAAAAAUUGCAGCAACCAGACCAGUGCAGUUCAGGUCAAGGACAUUGUGUAUAGCAACAUAAAGGGAACCUAUGAUGUGAGAAGCCCAUCAAUGAAUUUUGCCUGCAGUGACUCAGUUCCAUGCACUAACCUAACUCUGACAGAAGUAGAGCUGCUUCCUGCUCAGGGCCAGACUCGGGCAAAUCCAUUUUGCUGGAAUGCUUAUGGAACCGUUCAGAUACUUACCACUCCACUGGUAUACUGCUUGUUGGAGGAUAUACCACAAGCCUUUAAACAGAACUACGUUGAUAGUUGCUAAUUAAUACCAAUUAAACAUAAUGCAAAACACCAAAUGGAUGAUAAAAUUCAGUUCCUUAGAUUAGGAACAUGCAAAUGUACAUGUAUGUACAAGCCUCUUAAUCAUAAAUAAGUCUGGAAGUUGACA